AUGACGAAAGCUAGCGCUACCUUAAACACAACUUUUCCACUUCACUUGGAGUGGACCAACGUGUGCGUGACGGUCAAAGUUAAGAACCAAGUGACAAAGCAAGUCGAGGACAAGGUCAUCCUUCAAGACAACCACGGAAGCGCGAGCCCUGGUCAGCUCGUCGUACUCAUGGGGCCGUCCGGCGCCGGCAAGAGCUCCAUGCUCGACGUGAUCGCUGGUCGCAACAAAAACUUCACCGGCACCGUCACCGUCAACGGCCACAAGUGGACCAAGGCUAUGAACCGAUACGCGUCGUACGUGAUGCAAGACGACGUGUUUUACGCGACGCUGACGGUCAAGGAGCACCUGAUGUUCCAGGCGGAGCUCCGCAUGGGCAAGGCGUUCAACGCGGCCGAGCGCGAGGCCCGCGUGGACUACGUGAUCGACGAGCUGGGUCUGACCAAGUGCCGCGACUCGCAGAUCGGCGGCGUCACGGACGUCCGCGGAUUGUCUGGCGGCGAGCGCAAGCGGCUGAGCUUCGCGACCGAGAUCCUGACCAACCCGUCGCUCUUGUUUGUGGACGAGCCGACGAGCGGACUGGACAGCUUCAUGGCCGAGAGCGUCGUGCUGCAGCUGCAGAAACUUGCGCGCGAGGGCCGCACAGUCGUGGCGACGAUCCACCAGCCGUCGUCCGAGCUCUUUACGUUGUUUGACCAGUUGUACUUGCUCAGCGGUGGCCAGACGAUCUACAACGGGAAAGCGUCCGAGGCGGUCGCGUACUUUGCGUCGCAGGGGCUGCCGUGCCCGACGUACAUGAACCCGACCGACUACUUCAUGCGCCAAAUCAUCGUGCUGGACCCCCAGUCGGAGGCCGCCACGCGUGUCGAACGCUUGGCUCAAGCAUGGAAGACCCGUCCAGAAGGUGACAAGGAAAGGGCGGCACCGUUGCAUGCUUGGACGAUUAGCCCACGUCAAUCUCCUGACGGCGUCCGUUUGGCGUGGUGGAGUCAACUUCGCGUGCUGUGCGGGCGAAACUUUCGUCGCAUUGUUCGCGACAAACUGGAGUUCCAAGCGCGUGUGGUCCAAACUGUCUGUUGCAGCGUGUUGGUCGGGCUAAUCUACUUGCAGAUGGCAGUGGAUCAAGCCGGGAUCCAGGGAUAUUCUGGCGCGCUCUUCUUGGUCACGAUCAUGUUUUUUUUCAACCACACCAAGCCCGAGUUUGCUACCGUGCCGCUGGAGCUCCCCAUGCUCGAUCGGGAAUACCGCGGCGGAUUGUACAACUUGUGGGUGUGGUAUGUCGCCAAAAACGCCAGCGAAGCGGGGUUUCAAGUGCUCUUCCCAACGUUGGGGAUGGGCAUCAUGUAUGUCAUGUCGCUGCUCGUGUACAUCGUCCUCCUCACCAGUGCAGCCGUCGGUCUCGGCUACAUGACGAGCUGCAUGACGCGCCACCCUCAUGUCGCCAACAUCGUGGGCAUCACGAUUAUGCUACCCAUGAUGAUCUUUGGCGGAUUCUUCCUCAACGCCAGCACGUCCCCCGUGUACCUCAUUUGGUUGGAGUACUUGUCGCCACUAAAGUACUGUUUCCGGGGCAUGAGUCGCGCGUUCUGGACGUCGGUGGACGUGAUUCCAUGUGCCCAAGGCCAAGUGUGUGUGGCUACCACGGGGGCGGACGUUCUGGCGUCGUUGUCGCUGGACGAGUAUUCCAUGGCAAUUGAUGUUGCGGCCUUGAUCGGGGUCAACGUGUUUUUUCGCAGUGUUGGCGCCUUGUGGCUGUGGCACAACUUGCGUGGCUCUGCCUAG
Aphanomyces invadans is the source of this 1779-nucleotide messenger RNA. RefSeq lists its product as hypothetical. Gene Ontology annotation, molecular function: ATP binding; ABC-type transporter activity; ATP hydrolysis activity. Lineage: Eukaryota; Oomycota; Saprolegniomycetes; Saprolegniales; Verrucalvaceae. The coding region runs from base 1 to 1779 and encodes 592 amino acids. The record is from RefSeq and is a predicted model, not a curated record. The transcript is spliced from 2 exons. Gene Ontology annotation, cellular component: membrane.